GUGAGGGCUGUGACCGCAGGUGGGCCUUUGGAGGAGGCCGUGCUGCGACCACCGGCCAGCACCCAGGUGCACCCUUGCAACAUAUGUGGCAAAGUCUUCAACCGAGCAUAUAAUUUGAAGACUCACCAGCUCACUCACACCGGAGAGAGACCAUUCACUUGCUCAUUCUGUCCGUACCGUGCUGCUCUGAAGGGGAAUGUCACCAAACAUAUGCAGGCACGACAUGCAGACCGUCUCCCCUUGCCAGGCUGGGGCAUCAUCCAGCGCCAACCUUUCCCACCUGGUGACACGCCUGACCCCCGCACCCAGCCGUGUCCUACAGCUCUCGGGGAUGCUACAGGGCAGGGGUGCAGUCAGUGAGGGUGGUCAGACAUGUCCUCAUUGUGGCCGCUCCUUCCUGCGCCCUGUGGAUUUAGGUCGUCACCUUCGCACUCACACUGGAGAGAAGCCUUUUGCGUGCCCGCACUGCUCCUUCCGUAGUGCCCAGAGUGGCAAUGUUUACAGACAUGUCAAGAUGAAACAUAUGGAGUUAGCUACAUCUGUUACACAGUGAGCACCAUGCAUCUUGCACUGAAACUUCCAGUUGCUGUUUUAUGCUGAGUUCUAAGCUACUCUUUCAUUUGCUCUGAACUGAUAUCACCAUAAACUCCCUGUAUGCAUUCAUUGGCAAAGUGAGAAAUCUCUUAGGAUUUAAAAAAUAUUACUGUGAGUGAAAUGCAAAUCAGGUGGAUGUUUGGAGGAAAAUUCGUAUGGCAGCUUAAGUUGCUGAUUAUCUUGAUUUCUCUCUA
Portunus trituberculatus (swimming crab) is the source of this 788-nucleotide messenger RNA. RefSeq names its product zinc finger protein 497-like. The transcript has 2 exons. Bases 197 to 553 code for a protein of 118 amino acids. Lineage: Eukaryota; Metazoa; Arthropoda; Malacostraca; Decapoda; Portunidae. Gene Ontology annotation, molecular function: RNA polymerase II cis-regulatory region sequence-specific DNA binding; DNA-binding transcription factor activity, RNA polymerase II-specific. Gene Ontology annotation, biological process: regulation of transcription by RNA polymerase II. Gene Ontology annotation, cellular component: nucleus. The record is from RefSeq and is a predicted model, not a curated record.